AAGACACUCAGACAUAGAGAGGUCCCAUAAACAAGAUGCGUUGCCAAUCAUGUAAAUAAUAAAUAAAACCGCGAAUCAUGAAAUAAGUUGCAACAUGGCUACCGAAGAAGACAUAGACAUGAGUGACAAUCUCAGCCAAAUUGAUUUAAACAACAAUAGAGAAAUAGCAGCUUUAAGGGCCGAAAUCAAAAAACUUAAAGAACUAGAUAAACUAAAUUGGCUUAGAGUCUCCGGGUCCAUCGUCGCAGUCGCCGGAACCAGCACCACCGCAACUAUCAGGGCCGUCAGAGCCGCAGCCAUCGAUGCCGCAGCCAAAAACACGACAUUGGCAGAAAAGUCGGCAUGCACACGGCGGAAGAGGAAGACGUAACGGUUGUGGCGGACGAGGAGGACGUGGUGGGCACAGAAAACGCGGAAGAUAAACAAAAUAUACAUUUAUAUAUACAAUUAUUAAUACGUUGGCUUCGAAACCAAUUUCGGUUUUUCAUUCGGCAGAGAGUUGAGCGCAAGUUGAGUCAUAUGGAGCAUAAAACAAAAGAUGACACACUCGAUGCAACUAUUCUGUUCCAAUCUUUUUCUAAAAUUCGGCCAAUACAUUAACAUAAGAAGUAAAAACGUAAAAAUAAAUAAACGUAACGUAAAUUUACGUCGUAACGUUUUGCAAUUAAAAAAAAUUUAUAUAAUUUACCAAAUUUAUAUAAUUUAGACUGCUUUA
Pogonomyrmex barbatus (red harvester ant) is the source of this 715-nucleotide messenger RNA. RefSeq lists its product as uncharacterized. NCBI's taxonomy places the organism in Eukaryota, Metazoa, Arthropoda, Insecta, Hymenoptera, Formicidae. Gene Ontology annotation, biological process: postsynaptic neurotransmitter receptor diffusion trapping; neurotransmitter receptor transport, postsynaptic endosome to lysosome; transmission of nerve impulse. Gene Ontology annotation, molecular function: channel regulator activity; voltage-gated calcium channel activity. The record is from RefSeq and is a predicted model, not a curated record. Gene Ontology annotation, cellular component: AMPA glutamate receptor complex; postsynaptic density membrane.